Molecule: messenger RNA, 3532 nt
Organism: Elgaria multicarinata webbii
Lineage: Eukaryota; Metazoa; Chordata; Lepidosauria; Squamata; Anguidae
Gene: KIFC3
Product: kinesin family member C3
Exons: 20
Coding region: 697-3081 (794 amino acids)
Biological process (GO): microtubule-based movement
Cellular component (GO): microtubule cytoskeleton
Molecular function (GO): microtubule motor activity; ATP binding; microtubule binding
Source: RefSeq, a predicted model, not a curated record
UUCCGCACGUCCCGCAGCCCCCGGAGCCUGCCUUACGGCCAGCCUCAUUCCAACGCGGCUUCGCCUGCACGGACAUAACCAGAGCGGACCGGAGCGACCGGGAAGAGAAACGCAGCAGCCCCCAUGGUUCUCUUAAAACCCCAUGUUGAUCUUGGACGCACCUCAGUGAGAAACUUGUGGAGGAAGGCACCUCCCACUUAACGCAGAGGAGUACUUAUGGCUCAUCCUUCAUGCCUCCACCCUUCCUCACACUGCAGCCAGGGGAGGCUAAGUAACCAGCACUGCCGCAUUUCUGGCAUUCCUUUCUAGAUGCCAAGGAUGAGUGGAGGGUUUCGGUGGAAGGGAGACUGAAACAGACACCAACACUUGGGAAACUCCAGGGCUGGGCAGCCAAAGGUACUGCUGCCAGACGAGGGGAAAGACUUUUGUCCCUUUUUUCCUCAGGAGAAAGGUUAAAAUUUAACAGCAUUGAAAAGACAGAUUGUUGCUCUGCAUUGGAGAAAAACACGUGGCUUCUCUUUGUCCUUGGAAGUGUUGUUAUCUUCUGGCUGCAGGUAAAGACCGGUAGGCGCUACAAACCAAACUGCACGAGGCCAGUUGUGAGCUGAAGAGUGAGAGAAGCUUUGGCACCUGCAGCCAAGUUUGGCAGAGGCUGGCAGCUGUGCCACCCUGGAGCAGGAAGUGGACGACGAGAACAUGGAGAACGCAGGGGGAAGAUUCUUCGGUGGGAAGCGGCCCAGCCUGCCAGGGGCACACCAGCUCCCAAUGGUUCAGAAAUUGGUGGAGUCCCUGGCCCAGCUGCAAGAGGAAAAGCUGCAGCUGCAGCAAGAGUUGCUGCUGCUGCAGGAGAAACUCUCUGUGCAAGAGAGCAGCCAGCUGACUCAAGCCGUGCAGCUACAGACCAAGACAGAAAGUCUGAAGGACAAACUCCUGGAACAAGCGCAGGAAAUGAACAGGCUCCAUUCCGUGCUGGGCGGCACAGACUUGGAGAAGCACCGGGACCUCUUGGUUGCAGAAAACGUGCGUCUAAAACAAGAAAUGAAGGCGUGUGAGGCACAACUGCAGGCGCUCAGGAAGCUGCCUGUGAAAUGCGUGGACUGUGAGCACGGCCAGGAGAACGCGAAGUUGCAGGAGAAGCUGGCCCAGCUGAAGGGCGAAGCGGAAGAGGUGAAAGGGCGCCUGGCUGAGCUGGACCUAGAGGUGGAGCAGAAGACCAACCGCCUGGCCGAGGUGGAGCUACGGCUGAAGGACUCUCUCGCAGAGAAGGCGGAAGAGGAGGAACGGCUCAGCCGGAGGCUGAGGGAUAGUCAGGAGACGAUCGCCAGCCUCAAAGCCCAGCCGCAGCAGGUCAAGUAUGUCAUCAGAACGGUGGAAGUGGAGUCCUCGAAGACCAAGCAGGCCCUCUGUGAGGCCCAGUCUCGGAACCAGUACUUGCAGGACCAAGUCGGGAUGCAACGGCAAGUCCUGAAAGAGAUGGAGCAGCAGCUGCAGAGCUCCCAGAAGACAGCAGGGCAGCUCCGAGCCCAGGUGGAGAUGUACGAGGCUGAGCUGGAACGGGCUCAGGAGCAGAUGCUGGAGGAGAUGCAGAGCAUGGAAGACGACAAGAACCACGCCAUUGAAGAAGCGUUCGCUCGCGCGCAAGGGGAGAUGAAAGCUGUUCAUGAGAACCUGGCAGGGGUGCGGACGAACCUCCUCACGCUCCAGCCAGCACUUCGAACCCUCACCAGCGACUACAACAGCCUGAAGCGGCAGGUCCGAGAAUUCCCUGUCCUUCUCCAAGACACUUUACAGAGCGCCAAGGCCGAGAUUGGACAGGCCAUCGAGGAGGUGAACAGCACAAACCAGGCGCUUCUGAGGAAGUACCGCAGGGAAUUGCAGCUCCGGAAAAAGUGCCACAACGAACUGGUGCGGCUGAAAGGCAAUAUCCGGGUGUUUGGUCGUGUUCGGCCCAUAAGUAAAGAGGACGGGGAAGGGCCUGAAGCCACCAACGCUGUGGCCUUUGACGCGGAUGACGACGCCCUCCUGCACCUGACCCACAAAGGGAAGCUGGUGUCGUUUGAGCUGGACAAGGUUUUUCCUCCAGAGGCGACCCAGGAAGACGUCUUUCGGGAAGUUCAAGCCCUGAUCACCUCCUGCAUCGACGGCUAUAAUGUUUGUAUUUUUGCCUAUGGACAGACGGGGGCUGGCAAGACAUACACCAUGGAGGGGACUCCGGACAACCCAGGCAUCAACCAGCGGGCCCUGCAGCUCCUCUUCUCGGAAGUGCAAGCAAAGGCCUCAGACUGGAACUACAAGAUCACCGUCAGUGUGGCCGAGAUCUACAACGAAGCCCUCAGAGACUUGCUUGGAAGGGCGCCUCAGGAGAAGCUGGACAUCAAACUGUGCCCAGAUGGCAGUGGGCAGCUCUAUGUGCCUGGCUUGACUGAGUUCCCCGUGCACCGUGUGGAAGACAUCAACCAGGUCUUCGAAUUUGGUCACAUCAACCGGGCGACGGAGUGCACCUACUUGAAUGAGCACAGCUCCCGCUCCCACGCCCUGCUCAUCGUCACCGUUAGGGGAGUUGAUUACAGCACAGGAAUACGGACCACAGGGAAGCUGAACUUGGUAGACCUAGCAGGGUCUGAGCGCGUGGGGCGAUCGGGUGCAGAGGGCAGCCGGCUGCGCGAGGCUCAGUACAUCAACAAGUCGCUGUCGGCUUUGGGGGACGUGAUCUACGCACUGCGCUCUCGCCAGGGCCACGUGCCCUUCCGCAACUCCAAGCUGACGUACCUCCUCCAGGACUCUCUCAGUGGCGACAGCAAGACCCUCAUGAUGGUCCAGGUUUCUCCUGUUGAGAAGAACACAAGCGAGACCCUCUGUUCCCUCAAGUUUGCUGAGAGGGUCCGCUCUGUGGAACUGGGCCCCGGCUCUCGGAGGGCAGAAUUCGGCUCCUGGUCCAGUCAGGAGCACUUGGAGGCAGACCCGUCAUCGGCGGCGGCGGCCCCCUGCAUUCGCACGCAGUCUUCUCCUCGGACAGGGCGGUCGAGUUCCCUCCGGGCAAGGCUCCAGGCGCCAGGGAAGCUGAGACCAAUUCCUGUGUGACAGUUACCUGACCUGUUAAGGAGGAAUUCAGGAAACCAGGAAUGCUUUUAACCAGCCACCCCGCCCUCCUUCACAGGCUCAUGGGCACCGACCCGGAAGGCGCUUAGGAGUUUCUUGGAGGUGCAGCAGCAGCAGCAGCAACAACAGAAAAGGGAGAUGGCACCCAUCGUCCCUUGCAUAGCAAAGGGUCUCCAUUGGACGGGCGCACCUGUCCUGGAAGAUGACGGCAGCACACCUCUACCCUGCUGUAUCUCAUCUGUUGCUGGCAACGGAUGCGGCUGGACUUGGAUACAGUUGGAGUUCAGGAGAUGGUUUAUCUGCCUAUUUGAUACAGGGCAAAUUUUAGUAUAUUUUUAAGGGAGCACAGAGAUUCUAGACACCGUUCUUGACACCCUUUGCUUUGAUUUUUAAAUGAAUAAAAACUCUUUGCACCAAGAUGGUGGCUUCCGAA